This is a messenger RNA of Fusarium coffeatum, 1623 nucleotides long. RefSeq lists its product as uncharacterized. Gene Ontology annotation, cellular component: membrane. Gene Ontology annotation, molecular function: carbohydrate:proton symporter activity. NCBI's taxonomy places the organism in Eukaryota, Fungi, Ascomycota, Sordariomycetes, Hypocreales, Nectriaceae. The coding region runs from base 1 to 1623 and encodes 540 amino acids. Gene Ontology annotation, biological process: transmembrane transport; carbohydrate transport. The record is from RefSeq and is a predicted model, not a curated record. The transcript is spliced from 2 exons.
AUGUCCCCUUCACCAAAGGACAACAUGGCUCAGGUUGAGCACAUCGACCCUGACUCCAAGAUGGGCUUCGACGAGGUUGAGAAGCCCGCUGCGCGCGAGGCCAACGAUCGCGAACACACUCUUACCUUGAGGGACAGUUUCCGCUUGUACCCCAAGGCCAUUGCCUUUUCCCUCCUGUUUUCGACAGCGAUUAUCAUGGAGGGUUAUGAUUUGAGUCUUCUUGGCAGCUUCUACGGUUACGAUGCGUUCAAGCAAAAGUUCGGUAACGAAGUCGAUUCGAACGGAAACCCAAUUAUCUCAGCAGAUUGGCAAACAUAUAUCCAAGUCGGUGGCAUGUGCGGUCAAAUCAUCGGUCUUUACAUCAACGGUUGGGUCUCUGACCACUUCGGUUACAAGAAGACCAUGAUGGCAUCUCAGAUGCUCAUGAUCGGCCUCAUCUUCUUCCCCUUCUUCGCUCCCAACCUCCAGGUCCUCCUUGCCGGAAACAUCCUCCUCGGUCUACCAUGGGGUAUCUUCCAGACCCUCACUCUCGCCUACGCUUCCGACGUCGCUCCCGUUGUCCUCCGUCCUUACCUUACUGCCUAUGUUAACCUUUGCUGGGUCAUCGGUCAGCUCAUCGGUGCUGGCGUUCUUCGAGGGUUCAGUACCAUGGGAGGUGACUGGUCUUACAGAAUCCCUUUUGCUCUGCAGUGGCUUUGGCCUCCGUUCAUCAUGCUCGGUACGGUGUUCGCUCCUGAAUCUCCUUGGUGGCUUGUCCGCCAGGAGCGUUACGAAGAUGCUAAGCGAUCUAUCCUUUCGCUUGUCACUCAGUGCGAGGUCCCCUUUGAUGCCGAUGCCCAGGUUGAGCUUCUCAAGGCCACAAACCAGAUGGAGAAGGAGAACUCUGCUGGAACCAACUACUGGCACUGCUUCAUGCGCAGCGAUCUUCGACGAACUGAGGUCGCUUCCAUCACCUACACUGCCCAGGCCCUUUGCGGUAGUGCUCUCAUGGGAUACGCCGUCCAGUUCUACCUCGAGGCCGGUCUUUCAUCCGAGCAGGCUCUUAACUUCAACGUCAUCCAGUACUGUGUCGGCGCUGUUGGUGUUGUUCUCUCCUGGUUCUUGAUGUCCCGCUUCGGCCGUCGCGAUAUCUACAUCUGCGGCAUGGCAUCCCUCUUCUGUAUCCUCAUUGCUGUCGGAGCCCUUGGCUGUGUCAAGAAGACCCAGAGCACCGGUUGGGCCAUUGGUAGCUUGCUCAUCGUCUACACCUUUGUCUACGACAUGACCAUUGGCCCCAUUGCCUACACCAUCGUUGCCGAGAUCUCAUCCACCCGUCUCAAGGCCAAAACCAUCGUUCUUGCACGCAACUUCAGCAACAUUGCAGGUCUUGUUACCAACACUCUCAUGCCCCGCAUGCUUGGCCGAAACUCUUGGAACUGGGGUGCCAAGACUGGUCUUUUCUGGGCCGGUUGGUGUCUUCUCAUCUUCAUCUGGGCCUUCUUCCGCCUUCCCGAGCCCAAGGAUAGAACUUAUGGUGAGCUCGAUCUUCUUUUCGAGCACAAUGUUCCUGCGCGCAAGUUCGCCAAGACCAAGGUUGAUCAGUUUCCCACUUCUGGUUCCACCGAGAAGGUUCAGGAGCUGUGA